UUACUUAGAACACCAAUAGCAAGGAAGUUUGUUGAGGUAAAGAAAGAUGAAGAUAAGGUUUGAAAGGUACCUUGUCCCCUGUGACUUGUGAGCGAUGACUAUAUAUAAGUAGAGAAGUCAUGAAGUUGCAUGUACAGUUAAGUAUGAACGACGACGUCAAAUGCAAAGUUGUUAGCAAAGUGAAAUAGUAGUGGAAAAAAGAUGGUUGUUAGAGUCUCCACCCAGUAUACACUCCAUUUUAGAGAACGCGGACACUUUAUACUUGCCUAUGAAACCUAUUUAACUUUGAAACCUAUUUCAAUUCAACUGAUAAUAAUGGGGUUCUUGUGUUCUCUUGCUUUCUCCAUACAGUUUCUUCUCCUCUUCUCAUCCUCCAUGUUCACAAACUGUUUAACUUUGAAUGAUUCAACUACUACUCAUCAUCAUGAAUGCCAUCAACAUGAAAGCAAUGCCUUGCUCAGCUUUAAACAAAGCUUCUUCAUAAGUAAGUAUGCUUCCUACAAUCCUUUCAGUUAUCCUAAAACUCUUUCUUGGAAUCCGUCCACAGAUAUGGUUCCAUGGAUCCCAAUAUUACCCUUUUCUCACUUGUGCAUCUUCAAAGCCUUGAUCUUUCAGACAAUCACUUCAAUCACUCGCAAAUUCCAGCCAGGAUAGGUGACUUGUCACAACUGAGGCAUUUGAAUGUUUCUCACUUUGGUGAAACCACAUUUUCGGGUGAAGUCCCAACUCAAAUUUCCCAUUUGUCCAACUUGUUAUCCCUUGAUUUUCGCAGCUAUAUUGUGGCACCCCUUGAUAAUUUAUUGAUCAACCAUUUACAACUCAAGGUAUCCACUCUAAAAAGCUUAAUUCAAAACUCAACAAGACUGGAACAACUUCGUCUUAAUUUUGUCACCAUUUCAUCAUCAUUACCUCACACACUCACAAACCUUACAUCUCUGCAAACACUCUCUUUUCGCCAAUGUGAACUAUAUGGUGAGUUUCCUAUUGGAAUAUUCUCUCUUGUAAACUUAACAUCUUUGAAUUUUGCAAGAAACCAAAAUUUGCAGGGCACAUUACCUGCAUCCAUUGGAAACCUGACCAAUUUAGCUUACUUGGCUCUUGGAGGUAAUAGCUUUCAUGGUGAAAUCCCGCAGUCUCUUUUUAGACUCGAAAAUCUUGUAGCUUUAGAUCUAACUUCUAAUUUUUUCAAAGGCCGCCUAGCACUUGACAUGUUUUUGAAGCUAAGGAUGCUUAAGGAUCUUGACUUGUCUCUCAACAAAUUGACUUUGUUCUCACAAAAUAGGACUGUCAAUGUGACAAACCUUCCUCCAAUUCAGUGGUUAGAAUUGAGUAGGUGCAAUUUAAAUGGAGAAAUUCCAACUUGGAUAAUGAACUUGACCACUUUAAAUCUCUUGAAUCUUCAUAACAAUAAUCUUCAAGGUGAAAUUCCAUAUUUCCUCUUCAAGUUAGAGAAUCUUACAGGUCUUGAUCUAGGUGCUAAUAUGUUGGAAGGACAGAUUGAGCUUGGCAUGCUUUCCCAGCUCCAAAAGCUUACUUAUCUUGGUUUAGGCGGAGGCAACAAAUUGUCUUUUGUUGAAGGGAAGAACACUACCAACGUAACAUUUCCUCCUCAAAUUCAAUCAUUGGAAUUAGGGUCAUGCAACUUAGUUCAUUUUCCCAAUUUUAUACCGCACUUGCAAGAGUUGACUGAUCUUUUCAUACCACUGAAUAGCAUAAAGACUAUACCGAGUUGGAUAUGGAAUAAAACAAACUCUUCAGAGUUUGGAAAUUUCCAACAACCUGUUAAUAGGAGAAAUAUCCCCCUUGAUAUGCAAUCUACAAUCCCUUAUAUAUCUUGAUUUAUUUUCCAACUACUUAGUUGGCAUGAUUCCAUCAUGUUUGGGAAGCUUUAGUCAAUCUCUUCAAUAUUUGUCGCUUGCAGGAAACAAACUGACCGGCAAUAUUCCUCAAACUUAUGUGAAACGAAAUGCCCUUCACUGGAUUGAUUUUAGUUCUAACAAGUUGUAUGGUCAAUUACCAAGAGCACUUGUCAAUUGCAGAAUGCUAGAGUUUCUUGAUGAGUUGUCAUGGAUUAUCUUGGGA
Arachis ipaensis is the source of this 2082-nucleotide messenger RNA. NCBI's taxonomy places the organism in Eukaryota, Viridiplantae, Streptophyta, Magnoliopsida, Fabales, Fabaceae. The record is from RefSeq and is a predicted model, not a curated record.